Molecule: messenger RNA, 957 nt
Organism: Cladocopium goreaui
Lineage: Eukaryota; Dinophyceae; Suessiales; Symbiodiniaceae
Source: the annotation of a GenBank genome assembly
AUGUUCUCCGUAAUAGCUUUUCAAACAGGUUGGCACAACUUGACACGUGUGCUCAGUGAUGCUGACUGGGAUCGAGCAAAGGUACUGGUGUUUGCAACUCUUUUGACGAUCUGGAUCUGGACUGACAUUCCAAAAUCAAGUUGGCAGGACAAUUCUGUGUUCUCCUUUGUUGAGACCUUCGCAGGAGAGGCCCAGGCUACCAUGGCAUUCCGAAGCAGUGAUUUCAGGUCUGCACGGCUAGAUCUUAAAUACAUGAGUGCUGAAGCUGACCGGACAGCAUUGGCAAUCAUUUUGCGAGGAGAUGUGGAUAAGGGCUGGUGGAAUCACUACGGGUUGAAAUGUGCUUCAUGGACAGCUGUCAAUUCCGGUACCAGUGGUAGGAUGCUACUUUUGAUGAUGGUAGCAGUUUGUCUCAAUGCCGUGAUUACCCUGGAACAACCCUAUUCGUCCUUCUUUGAGUUCUACCCUAGAUUCCGGGACUUUAGUCGGAUGUUGCAGCAUACCGGUGGACCUCAUGCAGUCCACAAUACCAGCCGGUACAUGCUGCACUACGGUGGACCGACACCCAAACGACAUUAUGCGUUUGCCAAUACUCACCAUAUUGACAAGUUGAACCUUGGUCAGUUGAGGGGAUGGAUUCAAAAGAAGGAAGCGUUGACAGAGCUGGGUCAAACCUAUGACUUGGUGGACAAGUAUGUAGAUGCUUCUGGACAACCCCGUUGGAAAGGCAACAAGCGCCUACGCUCCUCCGAGUGCUACCCACAAAAGUUCGGGCAGAAGCUCGUGGAGAUGUUCUACCGGAUGAUCAAGGAGAAGCGUGGGAUGCCAGAACUUCCAGAACAUGUCCCCAGUGCGGCGGAAACUUUCGCCAGCAUGUCGUUUGAUGACAUGUGGCAAGAAGCAUUUAUGGCUGAUGUUUGCCAUUACCUUAGGGCCUUAGGGGUGGUGUUUAUCUAA